Molecule: messenger RNA, 1188 nt
Organism: Gigantopelta aegis
Lineage: Eukaryota; Metazoa; Mollusca; Gastropoda; Neomphalida; Peltospiridae
Product: melanin-concentrating hormone receptor 2-like
Exons: 3
Coding region: 1-1188 (395 amino acids)
Biological process (GO): G protein-coupled receptor signaling pathway
Cellular component (GO): plasma membrane
Molecular function (GO): G protein-coupled receptor activity
Source: RefSeq, a predicted model, not a curated record
AUGGUACGACCGUCGUACGACAUCGUACGAGGUCACACGACCAACGCACGACUGUCAGCUUCUCGGCAGACAAUCGUAGUGAAGUCGUACGACCUCGUACGAAGGUCGUACGAUGUCAUCAUGAACCAAGCGUGUAAUUUGUCGAUGGCCGACGAUGGUUGUUCAAAUGCAACAGAUGUGCCCUAUGCCAAUCCGUACUCGAUCAGUAACUGGGGAUGGACGAUCAAACAGGUCUGUACGCCGGUGAUCGUCCUUGUCGGAAUCGUGGGCAACUGUCUCUCCUUUAUCGUGAUGAAGUCCAAGCUGCUGCGACACCGCUCCUAUAGCCACUACCUGUGUGCCCUGGCUGUGUUCGACAGCCUCACGCUGCUUGGCCAGGAACUCGAGGUUGUGGAUGCCUUUCUGAGAGAUAUCAAGAAAACGGGACUUUUCCUGCACUUCAACGCUUCUGGCUGCAAGAUAUUUACUUUUGCAGAGUCCGUCUGCUACUUGAUGUCUUCUUGGCUUGUCGUCUGCAUGGCUUUGGAGAGAGUCCUCGUGGUUUAUACCCCUUUCCGGAAGCACACGAUUUGCACGCAGAGGGGCGCUGUGGCUGUAAUUCUAGCUCUGUUUGUUUUCGCGGCCUACACUCAACUGUUUCGUCUGAUAAUGGUAACUAAGGUGCGAGACCGCUGUGAGAGCGCCUCGUACUUCACCGAGGAUUUUCUCAGACUCCACAUCUACUUCUAUCAACUAUGCCUCGCCUUCGCGUUUCCAAUACUCUGUGUGUUCGUGUGCAACGUCAUGGUUCUGUGGAAGAUUAAAAAGGUCGGGAAGGCUGCCGCCGGUGAGAACUCCACUUCUACCAGACUCGCCCGCGGAGCUGCCAAGAGACACAAGACCACCAUGAUGCUUUUGACAAUAUGCUUCACGUAUAUUCUCACGUUAUUCCCCACUGUUCUGUUAACCAUCCUCAUAAUCGUUGUUAUUAGGGUCAGCGAUGGCUUGACCGCCAGGGAUUUUCUCAUUCAGGUGUCACCAUGGAAGGACCUGUUUAUCGUCAUCACUGCAAUUAACUAUGCUGCAAAUUUCUUUAUUUACGUCUUGUCGGGCAAGCAUUUUCGCCUGCAGCUCAGGCAUAUGUUCUACAGGGAGAGGAGUUCCUUGGUGAACAAUACAAAGACUAGAGAAGAGAUUACUCUAAUGUGA